UCAAUUACCUGCUUGAGCCCCACGCCGGAUCCCCACGAACCGCCGGUUGUGUUGCUGCUCCGAGGCUGCCCGACGCUGAUUGCUGUCUGCAUGGCGAUCUCUAUGCGAGGCCUUUCUCACGCCUCCAUACUUCAGCUCGUCGUUUCUCCAGCCUUCGUCUCCGCGACCUAACUGGAAGCCGUUUUCCGUUCGGUGCUCCACGAGCUGCACGCCACCGCAAGGAUCUAUCUCUCAUUCCUCGUCAGCUAUUUCUUCAUCGAAUAGCAGCAUCGCCGUUGGCUGUCUCAUAGCUUCCACCUCUGUGCCCCCACCGUCGGAGUCGCCCCAAAGUCCCGCCAUGCCAACACUUCGCCGAAAUUAUCCUUCGUCACUUGAGACACACAACAAAGGAUUAGCACAUAAAUCAAAAUUGACUACUCACGUAUUGGAGGAGGGUACCAUGGAAGAGUUGACUUUCUGUGUGCGAUUUAGAUUUUUAUAGGAUCAAAUUCCAAUUGGGGUUGGUUUAACAAAAUUUCAAGAAUCUUAUAGUGGGAGGCUGGGAACUUUUAUCUGAUGAGGAGCAUAACUAAUAUGGACAAUGGGUUUUCUCAGUAACCUAUGAUCCCUGCAAGCUUCAUGAAGCAUGAUGCUGCCCCGUAGCACAGACGGUGGGCGCAUGACGUCUCUGAUGUAAUGGCCAAGGGUCGAUUCUCAGGAACUGACGAUCUGGGGUUUAUUCCACCAUGCGCCUGACACUUGUGUACCGUCUAUAUCCGUGUGGUCGGCACUAGGGGGCCGUUAAUUUCACAUCCAAGGCAGGAUGCUUAUAUUGGCGACCAACUCAUCUUCAAUGCAGAGAUUUUGUUUGGUGGAUGCACUUCACUGGCUGCUCAGAGCUCCACCAGAAAAUACAUGAGAGGGUACCAAAAACAGAUUAAGUAAAUCAGAUCAGACAUGUGCCGGGGAUCAUGUCUACUACAGGUGAUGCUGAUGGUGCUGCGCUAAGUAUUAUAAAUAAUACAUGUUAUACUUCACUAUAUUCUUGUUCCUUCACCUAUAUAUAUAUAUAUAUGCAUAGUUAUAACUAUAUGUACGUGCAAUAUCUACUUCUCUUCUCUGGGUUACACUUACACAUUAGCCGAUCGACAAAGAUGGGGAGGGCACCCUGCUGUGACAAGGACAGCGUGAAGAAGGGCCACUGGUCUCCUGAGGAAGACAAGCAGCUGAAGGAGUACAUCGAGAAGCAUGGCACUGGUGGUAACUGGAUUGCUCUCCCUCAUAAAGCUGGUCUGAAUAGGUGCGGGAAGAGUUGCAGACUGAGGUGGCUCAACUAUUUGAGGCCCAACAUCAAGCAUGGAUGCUUCUCUGACGACGAAGACAGGAUCAUCACCAACCUCUACGCCAGCAUCGGCAGCAGGUGGUCCAUCAUAGCCAGUCACCUCCCUGGCAGGACUGACAACGACAUCAAGAACUACUGGAACACCAAACUUAAGAAGAAGUUCUCGGGGAUCCUUACGCCGCCGAGGAGGAUUAAGCAUCACCGUCACGAUCGAAUUCAGCUGCAGCUUCAUCAACAACAGUUUACUGACUAUGCCGGUGCCUGCAGCUUUCCGUACGCCGGUGGUGCAUUGGAUGCUGCUGCUGCUGCUCCUAACAACUCGUUGAUUAUGACGUUGCAAGGCCUUGAUGCAGCAUUGCCCUUCUCUGCGUUGCUCGGUGGUGGUGAUGGGUUGCAUCUGCUGCAGGCAGCUGAGCAGCAGCAGCAGUCUUGCGACUUCAUCAAGUUCGGAGGGAACGCCGGCAUGGACUGCAUUGGUAACGCUGCGUACGACGAUGCCUACCUGAACGAGGUGGAGCACGGCGCACUGGGCUUAGAGAACUACCUACACGGCGGUGUCGGCGGUGGCUUGGAGGCCGUCGACCUCUCCGGCAGCCACGACAGCGCCGACGAGCUGGGGUUCAACUUGGAGGAAUACGAAAUGGCUCCGAUGAUCGCGGCGGCAGCAGCAGCCGGCUCCGGCAACCUCUACCUCGACGAGACGAUGCUGAGCGGAUCCUCCAUGUGCUUCUACUGAUCAAGAAAGAUCUCCGUGCGAAUUCACGAGGCCGGCGUGCAUGGGACGAUCAAGCGAAGGAAGAAUAUUGUUUACGUGAGCUCGACAUCGCGCAGAGUGGGCCCUCCUCCUGUUUCCUUUUCCGUCGCGUUCAUAUCGAUUCUGACGAAGUGUUAGGUGGGUGAGCCGUUUUGUGGGUGAUUCGGGUGAUUUGCCCGAAACGAUCAAUCAGUGACAUCACUUCUCGCCAUGAAUAUCGUGAAUGCGACCUCCAAUUUAUUCACCACUUUUCUUUUUUUUUGCGCUGUAAUAAAUGCCCAUUAAAAUUCGCACG
Molecule: messenger RNA, 2370 nt
Organism: Zingiber officinale
Lineage: Eukaryota; Viridiplantae; Streptophyta; Magnoliopsida; Zingiberales; Zingiberaceae
Exons: 8
Coding region: 951-2057 (368 amino acids)
Source: RefSeq, a predicted model, not a curated record